Molecule: messenger RNA, 4604 nt
Organism: Colossoma macropomum (tambaqui)
Lineage: Eukaryota; Metazoa; Chordata; Actinopteri; Characiformes; Serrasalmidae
Gene: rab11fip5a
Product: RAB11 family interacting protein 5a (class I)
Exons: 5
Coding region: 1-2019 (672 amino acids)
Biological process (GO): regulated exocytosis
Cellular component (GO): mitochondrion; secretory granule; recycling endosome
Molecular function (GO): small GTPase binding
Source: RefSeq, a predicted model, not a curated record
AUGUGCUCGGUGAACGCCGCGGACGAGGAGCAGAGAUGGGUGCCUACGCACGUGCAGGUGUUGGUGAUCCGCGCGCGCGGCUUGCGCGCCAAGGGCAAGCACGGCACGAGCGACGCGUACACGGUCAUCCAGUUGGGCAAGGAGAAGUACUCCACGUGCGUGAUGGAGAAGAGCACGGAGCCCGAAUGGGGCGAGGAGUGCUCGUUCGAGCUGCAGACCGGCGCGCUCGAGCAGAGAGGCCGCGAAGCGUGCGCGCCGGGAAGCUGCGACCUGACCCUCACCGUCAUGCACCGCGCGCUCAUCGGCCUCGACGUGUUCCUGGGCCAGGCUGUGAUCCCGCUGGAUAAGGCCUUCCACCAGCGGAAAUGCAUGAAAAACGAAUGGUACAAGCUUCACUCUAAGACUGGUAAAAAGGAGAAGGAGAGGGGAGAGCUGCAGGUUACAGUGCAGUUUACUCGCCACAACCUAACGGCCAGCAUGUAUGACCUCUCUAUGAAAGACAAGCCACGAUCUGCCUUUGGCAAACUGCGAGAGCGGAUGCGAGCCAAAAAACGUGGUGGAGAUGAAGAGUCCUCCUCAGCCAUUGUCCCUGGGGGCUAUGGGGCCCUGGCACGGAUGAGGGGACGGCUGCCCAGUGAUGGAGGUGGAGAGGAAGACUAUGAGGACGAUGAAGGUGGGGAGCUGAGGAGGAGUAAGAUGAGGAGUUUCUUCCUGCGGGGAAGGUUAAGGAAGUCUUCAGACACGCGCUCCAGCACCUCUCUGGGCUCAGAGAGCAGCGAGUCGUCUUCCAGAGGGGGCAGCCUCAGUCCCACUGCUGGCAUUAGUGUGGUGGUCUCUGAUCUGUCCAACUCCCCCAGCAACAGCAGCAACCUGACUGCAGACAACAGCCCAGAGCACACAGUAGCACCCUCACCGCAGGUCUCUCCUGUCAGGCACAUGUUUGACGAUGAGCCAUGUGACUUUAGCAUCCCGGUGCCUCGUUCCCUAAAAAACAACAAUGACACCCCCAUUCUCCUGCCCUCUGUCUGUGUGAAUGGCAAUCCAGUGGAGACAUCUCCACUCACUCACCAACCGCCCUCGCUGAUACUGCAGCAACCCAAGCCACAGACCCAACAAGAGCCAACCAAAACUCCACCUCAGAAGAGUUCACCAGAGAAAACCAAACUGACUCAGGCUCAAAUAGCAAAACUUCCAGAACCCAAACCCCAACCCAGCGCAGAGCCUCAGAGCCAGCUGCCUAAGGUGGAGUCUAAGCUCAGGCCUGAGCAUCAGCUGCCUACGCUAGGCUUGCUGAAGAAGGGCUCUGCACUCUCCCUCUCCUUGCAGAACAUCUCUCGCCGUGGAGAAGAGCACCAGGGUGGAGGCCCAAUAGAUGGCCGCCGCUGGUCCUUUGAUAAACCUGGAGAAGAAGAGAAAGCUGCCAUCGCUGCUGCUCUGGAGCAUGCUGGGUUGGUUUCUGAUGAGCCCGAGGUGGAGACGACUGUUUCUGAGACAGAAGUUCAAAGCAAGAAGAAGCGGGGCUUGUUUUCACAUGGGCGGGGCAGUGAGUCUGCUGGAAAAGGCUCAGAAGGCCAGCCACCUACAGAAGGAAAACACAGAGGAUGGUUCAGCUCUAAGGACAGUAAACCCAGCCCACACCCAGUGAAGCCACUCACACCUCCAGAUGACAAGAAGUCAGAGGGUCGCUCUGUGUUGGAGAAGCUAAAGUCCACUAUUCACCCUGGCCGGGCUCACCAUGGAGACCAGGAUUCUGAAAAGAAGCCCCUAGUGGAGGGUGGAGGUUCCUACUACCAUCUGAAUCACAGUGAGCUGGUGUCCCUGCUGGUGCAGCGAGAUGCUGUGCUCCAACAGGAGAGGGAGGAGUACGAGCGCCGGGGGGUGUUGCUGGAGAAGCGGGAGGUGGAGAUAAGGAAGAUGAAGGUUUUAAUCCGAGAUCUAGAGGAUUACAUUGACACUCUGCUUGUCCGCAUCAUGGAGCAAACGCCUUCGCUGUUGCAGGUCCGCUCCAAGAUGAAGUGACCUGGCCAGUGCUCAUCCAACCUUUCACUAACCCCCCACAAACCUUCCACAAACCUUGGGCAGAUGUCGCAACCCUGCACCGCUACUGCUAUCAUGUAAAUGUAGAGUACAGCAACCGGCAUUACUGAACAGGCACAGAGGAGAUGAUGUAUAUUUGGCAUGCUUAACUGUAUCCAAAUACACUUGGAUCUCUGUGUGGGGUCCAUACUUGGCAGGUACACCCCUGCUUUGGCAGGGCUUAGGGGAUGCCCCCUCCUCCCUGAAGUCUUAUUCUGAUAGGAGAAGUAUGAUUUAAAUUGCAUCAGCUGAUGUUCACUCUCUGCAACGGAUGUCUCAGAGGUGCAGCUGUCCAGCUAGUUACCAAAACUGUCGGUCAGUCAAAGGGGAAGUGUGGUCUUUGAGCUAGGGUGAAUCAUUUCUGAUGCUCGAAAUAACUCAUUUUACCAAAUUCUCUCUUUUUUUGCUCUUCCUUUCCCAUGACAUUAAUGGGACCUAUCGCAUUUUAAACAUAUAACGUUCUGCUGCUUGAAUAGGCCGAUUCUGUAGAUAGAGUGAGACAGAGAAAGGCAGAGAAACAACCGGGAUAGAAAGCAGAAUCGGUCGGUUCUAAAUCUGCUUGUGCCUCCUGUCGUGUCUUCCGCACUUUACUGACGAGCAUAAGAGCAGAGGCACGCACUAACAUGCUGGCUCCCCACUCCCCAUCUGUGUCAGUCAGUCAGUGCCCUCCCCUCCCCCCGUCCUGCUUGAGCUAACGCACGCACAUCGCUGCCAGUGCUUUCAGGUGUAAUGAACGGGAUAUGUACUGUCCUUACUGCGUAUAUGCCACUCUGAUGAAAUGCCAAACGCUGCCUUAUCAUAUGUCUCUGUUCUGUUGUCGCGGAAACCAUCCCUUUUAUUCAGCUCUGCGCCUGACCUUGAAGUACCACUUAAAGGGACGGUGCCUUCAAACUUGAUUACCAACAGACUGUUAGUUUAAGUCAGGUGAAGAUGUAGGAUGUUACUGCCUCAUUGUGGAGCUGUAGCGAACUAAAGAGAAAAAAGGAUGAUUAUCGAAUACUAAAUGCCUGAAGUUGCUAUAAUUCAGUGUUAGUGUCAUGCACAGCCGUGGCUCUGGCCCCUGUCAGUGUCCCCGCAGUGUUACUCUGAUGUUACUCUAAUGUCGCCACUAUCAGUGUGUUUUGCAGUGUAGCACCAUGUGUAGUUGUGUGGUAGAGGCCAAUGUUACAGCACUUUCAAGCCACACGCACACUGGAAAUGGUUCUUCCUAAAGAGCAGAGAAAAUGUACUGAGUGAACACAAAUAGAUGCACAUGCACACUGCACUAGCUCAUUCUCUGAACCUAAGAUAUUUACAGUAUUUCUGUGCUACUGUAAUUCUCAUAGUCCAGCCCAGCUAGAAAAGAAAAAAAAAAUCAGAGGUCAGCAUAAUACAUGUAACUCAUCAGAGACUUACUGAGAUGAUUAGAAGCACUUCACACGUUCUGCCUCCCAUUCAAAUAUGAUCUCUGUCUCUUAGAUUUUGCUGAUGUAUGAAUGGAAUGAUUGGACUGCUUCGUUCAGCUGGACUGGUAUGGAACGAUUGUGUUGGUCAGAGACUGAAGUUUACAGUUCUUAAUAAACCUGUUAGGUUUUACAUUCUAGUCUUUAUUUAAAAUAAUAUUUUCUGGCUUUCUUGCACUUUUUUAAUAGUUUUUUUUUUUGGAGUUCUAUGCUGUUCUUUUAAAAACUCACUGUUGUGCUUGCAGAAUGUCAUGCUUGUUUUCUCUAAUAAUCAUUUGUUUGUGAUUUAUCUGGCUUUUUUUUUUAACUACCAACACGCUGUUCUUACACACCAUGACUGUGUUCAUCAGGUUUUCUCUCUAGAAGUCAGUAAUAAUGUAGAAAGCAAUAGAGCAGAGGGCUAGAGGACUGUAGGGAACUUGUGUGCAUCCUGCAGUCCAGUUUGUAGGUACAAGUGCCCUUGGCUUAAUGUUAUGAAAUGUGUCAAUGGAAAUGAAUGUAGAAAUAGGUCUGUGUGCUUUUAAUUGUAGAUUUGAUAGAGCUACAUUUCUGUAGCAGAACCUCUGGUAAUUUAUUUGCAAAUAAAAACAUUGUGUUUACAGUUCCUACACUUUUGUUUCUGCAGAUCCAAGAUGCUUAUGUAUGGAACAUAAGACGAUUUUCCAUUGUAGCUGCAAAUGUUUAUUUUGAAUAAAAUUGUUUAAGUGAACAUUUUAGUAAUUUACUUUUUGCUUAUUUUUGAUUUGGCUUUUCUCUUAUUCUCUUAUUUUUGAGGAAUUAAUGGAGAGGACAGGUCCAGGUAAACCUUCCAGGUCAUAAAGCAAACAAGAACUGACCACUCUGCAGGAAUCGGGAGCUGUUUUGAUUUUAUUUGGUUUUUUUUUUAAUCCUCUCCGGUGUUUCUCUGAGGUGCUCUCUUUGGGAUGUGCAGGUUGUUCUAUGACUGUCCACAGGGGGCAAACGUUUGAUUGUUUGAUUAUCAACUAGAUGAAAGAUGUGCAGUCAGAGACUAUCAAAGUUCAGUUCUCUGGUCUGUCCUUUUGCAUCUGUGUCAACAAAAUAAACUCUUUUCACUUUGGGAUGGCA